AUGUACAGGGUGAAGGUCAUGCUGAGGGUGAAAGAAGGGGAAGGAAGGGAAUGCUUGGAAUUGGACCCGAAAAGGAGACAGGUUGCUCUCCUUGACCCCAGUCGGGUCGCGGUUGGAUCCAAUCAUUCUUUUGUUCCAGCAUGUGCUCCGAAGAUGUUCGCUUUCGAUGCCCUUUUCCACCCUCAAGAGUCUCAGGUAACACCUAACGUCAUCAAGAGUCACCAUGGAUCUGUAGGAAAGACAGAGACCAUGGUGGGUCGGGAUGGGAAUCCGGGCAUAAUCCCGAUGGCCAUCGCUUGGCUAUUCAAGAGCAUUGGAGAGCAGAGGCAGAAAAGCGGAGCCAGGUUCUCCGUCAGGAUUUCCGCCGUCGAAGUCCUGGGUGCCCAGGAGACACUCCGGGAUCUCCUCGCUCCCUAUGCUCACGACUCGGAGCAAUCUCCCGGAGUGUAUCUCAGGGACGACCCACUGUUCGGAGCCCAGUUGCAGAACGUCAGCGAGCUGAGAGCGUCGAAUGCCCAGAAGGCGGCGUAUUACCUGGAUGCAGCCCUGGCUGCUAGAACUCCACAGGGUUCGGCUGGGAACGUCCAUCUGUUAUUCACCCUCCAUCUGUAUCAAUAUAGCCUGGUGGAUGGGAAAUCCGGCAAGUCUGCAGUGUCGGGAGGAAGAAGCCGACUGCAUCUCUUUGACCUCGGAGGAGGGGAUAAGACGAGCAAGGGAGGCCUCACCUCUUCGGCGAUCGGGAAUGUCCUCAUCGCCAUCUUUAAUGGAAUCAGGCACCUGCCGCAUAAGGAGAGCAAGAUGACGCAGUUACUGCGGGAAUGCCUGAAUUCCCUCACGUGCCAGGCGACAGUGAUCGCUCAUGCCUCCAAUGCAGCCGACCACUACUCUGACAGCCUGGCCACAAUACAGCUCGCCUCUAGGAUACAUCGCACGAGGCGCAAGAAGAUUAAAAUGCGAAUUGGAGGAUCAGGGAGUUCGGGGACAGAGAGCUCCUCCACCUCUGGCAAGAGCACAGGUCCAUCAAGCAGCGAGCAGAGCUGCGACACGGUCAUAUACCUUGGUCAUGGGGCCGCCUCAGGAUCCGCAGAUGACACAGCGACAGACGGAGAGCAUCCACCUACUCAUUGUCCCUUGGCUCGAAUCAAGCACAUCGAGAAGCAGGCCCAGAUGAAAGGGGCUCGGGACAGAGGGCCCAAACCACCGUUGGCUCCAAAGCCAACCCGACUUCCCCGACCUGUCACUCCAAAAUAUUCUGCCAUUAGUCAACCAAGAGCAAAUGGCAUUGAAGGGAAAGACACCACAAAUGACCCUCUUUCUACUGAUGCCGACACUGCUCAACUAAUGGAAUCAGAGACUGCCUGGAAAGAGGAACACUGGAUAGAUGGUCCCAAGUUCUCAAAAUCUCAAGUGGCUCGGGCCAGGAGAGUGAAGGCACAGACAGCCGGAAUAAGGACAAAUGGGGCCCUUCUGUAUGGUUUCAUGGACCGGCAUAAGAAGGCCAUGAUUGAGCAGUGGGUCAAGGGCCAGGCUGAGUCUGCAGAGGUCUGGAUAGACCAACCCCCCUCUGAGGGUGACUGCCAACCAAUCACAGAACAGACACAGGAAGAAGUCUCUCCUGAAAGGGAUUACAAGGUGACAGCAGUGGACAUAGAAAAUGAGAACGAGGGCUAUGACUUGGGAACAGGUCAAGACCCUGAUCUUGAAUUGAUCUUGGUGCGUGACACUGGGGCUCAGGUGACUGAGGAAGAUAUAUCUAGGUGUCUGGGUGUGGACAUUGAGAAUCCUCUUCCUGAGUCAGAUCAGGAGAGUCUUCUUGAUCAUCCUCUACGCAUUUUGAAUGGCAUUUCUGUCUAUGAAAGUGGGGAUGAUCUAGAGGACCCAUCAAAUUUGACAGAAGACCUGCUACAAGCCUGGAGAUGUGAAUAUUUUGCUAAGCGUUUUCCCAUUCCUCCUUUGGCACAGGAGGAAGGGAAUCAUAAUACUCCACUCCGCUGCCAGUCCCUGACUCUCAAAGACAUGUUGUAUGGAAGUGCAGAGUCAUCACUGAAUGAGAAACUUAGUGAAAUCGCCAGCAUUUCCAGUGAGCCAUUCCGUGAAGACAAGGUCCCACUGGUGCGAUCAAAGAUGCGCCCUUUGCCCGAAGAUGUUGCCAACAGUUGCCUUUGCUCAGACUUUGAAACUCAGCUGCAGAACAAGCUGAGCUUGAUGUAUGCAUCGCUUCGGCUCCCAGAUGGCGCAUUGGACCCCAAUUUUACAAUGGAGGAGAAUGUUGUGAAACCCUUGGAACCAAUGACUUCAGAGAAGCCUUGCACAGUGUCUGACUCCAGUCUGCAUAGCCUCUCUCGUUCUCACACACUCAGCAGCAGUGGUGGAAGUGGUAGCAAUACUCUGGGUAGUAACAGCUGGGAAGGCUAUGAUAGUGGCCACGACUCUGGGCUAGGCUUUCAGCCUCACAAUGAGAAAGGGAAAGACAAGUUCUUGAAACUGCUAGGAAGAGCUAAGCCAGUGCAUAUCAAGCCUCCUACAGUUCAAGAUAGUGAAAGUUCGAGUGGUGGCUCCAGUCAAGACUCCGACCCAGAGGAAGAUCGGAACAUCAAAUGCUUGGAAGCGCAGUCAGAGGAUCCAGAAUGUCCACCACUGGAAGUGGAGGAACUUGGGCUUGAGGAUGUAAUUAAAGCUGAGCGACUUGCCAGCUCCACCCCAGUGGAUGAACAUUACAUAUCCUGUAUGAGAGGAAAAUACCAAAGCCUGCUCAAGGAACUUGGACAAGCAAGGGCUCGCCUUGUCACCCAUGAGGUCAUUGAAGAUACUGAUAGCUCAGGGAAGGAACCAGUGACUUCUGCUGAGUGGGAGAGUGAAGUUCAACACCUUGAAAAGCAGGUGGCAUCAUGUAAAGCCAAAUUACUCAUGGUCACCUGCUUUGACUCAAGAAUUUGAAUGAGUGUGUCUGUGCAUCUGCAUCUCUCUUCUUGUGGCCCCUGUGAUAAUCUGUGAUACUUGACCUUCCCUGAGCAUUUCCAACCUCCCUUAUAUUUCCCCCAACAAUUCUUCAAUGAAAAUCAUGAACCGGUAGUUAUGACUGAAUAAAAGGCUGAAGUCAAUUGAAAAAAUAAUA
This is a messenger RNA of Darwinula stevensoni, 3115 nucleotides long. NCBI's taxonomy places the organism in Eukaryota, Metazoa, Arthropoda, Ostracoda, Podocopida, Darwinulidae. The record is from the annotation of a GenBank genome assembly.